AUGCCUUCGGCCGUCCAGCUUCUCUCGUUGAGAAUCCUACCACCCUCUGCCCACCAUAUGAUGUUCCCUUCUGCUAUUCUGCUAAACCUUUCGAUCCCCCAAACGGCAUCGCCUCGGGAUCAAACCCCGUCAUCUAAAUUCUCUAAUUCGGAACACCACCCCCAUAAGCAUGCGCGUCCCGCCAGCCAGGCUCCAGGGUCUUCCAUGAUCAGUCUGUGGGCGGAUGCUCCCAUGGGUCCUGGAGAUCACGACAAGUCCAACUCCAAACUCCGCGAAAGUGGGCUCGGUGGCAGUGAUGGUGGGCCAAGAACUGGAGUAGCGCUUAGCUCCGACAGUGGGUGGGGAAAUGGGGAAAUAGCGCAUUCCGUGGGCUCGUGGGUUUUGUGGACCAGACCAGGGGGCAUGACGGAAAGAGGAAAUCCCGACUCGACAGCCCGGCUGUAG
Cyclocybe aegerita is the source of this 444-nucleotide messenger RNA. Lineage: Eukaryota; Fungi; Basidiomycota; Agaricomycetes; Agaricales; Hemipholiotaceae. The record is from the annotation of a GenBank genome assembly.